Drosophila bipectinata is the source of this 1722-nucleotide messenger RNA. RefSeq names its product protein SMG9. The record is from RefSeq and is a predicted model, not a curated record. Gene Ontology annotation, biological process: nuclear-transcribed mRNA catabolic process, nonsense-mediated decay. Lineage: Eukaryota; Metazoa; Arthropoda; Insecta; Diptera; Drosophilidae.
ACCAACAGCUGUUCGGGUAGUGAACAAAGCCAAACGUGUAAAUUUUAAAACAUCCAAAUUUAUUUGGACUUUUUAAUGGCCGAACAGCGCCGCCGGUUCCGCAACAAGAAGCGGGAUGACCAUCAGUCCGCUAAUGUCCUGGCGCCGGUCACCAUUGCCCGGCGCUGCGAUGACCCCCGCCUUCUACAGCCAAAGAUCCUGCUGAAGAAGGACCGCGAUCGGGACAAGGAGCACGACAAGGAGCGGGAUAGGGAAUCAGAACGGGAUAAGGUGAGGGAACGUGACUCGGAGCUUCGCAGCAGUAACCACGAUACGAACUCAUCCUUAAAGACCAUAAUUAUAAAUCGGACCACCGAUGGCCGGCUACCGGAACGAUAUCAAGCCAUGAUGUCGCCCACGGCCAGAGCAGGAGGAUCUGCCUCAAGCUUGGCCCAUGUUUCAGUGCCCAGCAACUCGGUGUGCGCGGCUCUGGUCAGUUCAUCCUCGGCGACGAACAGCUGCCGGGAUAGAAGCUGCAACCCGACAUCCACUGCCAACGGAACUGCACCCGCCAUCCAGGACCUCCAGCCGCCGCGUAUGACCCGCCCCACUCCCCUGAUCGUCGCCAACGGCGUCUUUAAUGCCAAUGCCCGCAAGCUGUUCAACAAAACCAACACCGAUUUCACGGUAAUCGGGGUUCUGGGGGGCCAGAGCUGCGGAAAGAGCACCUUGCUCAAUCUCCUGGCGUCCGAGCGACCGCUGGACUAUGACUACUACCAGCACCUGUUCAUUCCGGAGGCGGACGAGUGCAUAUUCUCGACGCGGCCCAAAAAGACAAACAACGGCAGCCAGAAGAAUGUGCUUCGUUCGAGGACCGAGGCGUUGCAGUUCUUCAUCACCCGAGAGCGUCACAUACUGGUAGACACGCCGCCACUGCUGGCCACAUGCAAGGACACCGAUAACCUGGACAUGCACUGCCUGGGCUUGGUGGCCCAGCUGCUGAGCGUGUGCCAUGUGCUCAUCCUGGUCAUCGACGGUGUGGCUGUGGAGCACCUGCGUCUGCUGAAUGCUGCCCUGCGCUUGAGGCCGCGCUUUCCCUGCAAGGGCUAUGUCCGAGACCACGUGCCGCAGCUGCUGUUCGUGCGGAAUCGUGCCCAGCGUUUGGACUUCGAGCCCCAGCAGCGGGAACGUAUAGAAAGGAUGCUGACGCACCUGUACGAGCCCACGGGACUGCCCAUUUAUCGGGGACGUGGUGAAGCCCGCUGCCUUAACACCUUCCUGCUGCCGGAUAUUGCGGGGAACGAGGCCACCGCCUACCAUCCCAGCCUCGGGGAGCUGGUGCGGCAGUUUCGGGAGCGUGUCCUAAGCUGCCCGCGCACCUCCAUGUGCAGCGGCGGCGAACUGAGCGAGGCCAUCUGGUUCGAGAUCCUGGCAGAGACUGCCCGCAAGGGUGGUACCAAUUUCGAGAAGAUCCAUUCCGAGAUUAAGCUGCGUCACCUGGAUAUCCGUACAAGCCAGUGGCGGACGGAGAACUGACGUGAUCCAGUGACCCUCUGACCUCAUCCCCACGAUGGGGAUACGAGCCAUAUCAACUCGCGUCAUAAGACUGUCCAUAGAGAAACGAUGAAAAACAACGGGAUUUUUGAGUUAUGCAGCAGCAGGAUGUCGUGACCCUGGUUUAAUAAGGUAACAUGGGGGCGUUACAAUAAUGUUGGCGAAAAUAAAAACAUAUUUAUUUUUAUA